AUGUCCAACAGUCGUGCCUUCGCGCUUGAUGAAUCAUCUGCCAUCAACUUCAAGCCUUAUGACUCGUCAAACCAUAAGGCCCAGCUGGUUGAUUUCAUUCGCCUGGUUGACAAUCACGCUAUCAUACCCCCCAAAAUCAAGGUUAACCCUCUGCGUGACCUCGCUAACAAGUAUUUGAACAUAUUAAACUGCUCGAAGAGCAGCAUCCCUCACUCCUUCUCCGAGGGGUCGAUCAAACAGCCGGCCAGAUGCUGCUCGAUCACCAGCAAGAACUCAAUCUACAGAUGUUGCUCGAUCACCAGCAAGAACUCAAUCUACAGCCAGGCGAUCAGCGGUAAAAUCUCGAUCACCGGUAAGGGCCUCUGUGGCUCGAUCACCAGCCAAAACCCCUUCAAGAUCGUCCAAGCGCAGUGCUGCCAGGGCUUCUGUCUCGCCCUCUCCCAAGCAAUCUACUACUCGCCGCCGAUCACCCGCAAGAUCUACUCGUGGCCGAUCACCAGCCAGACCAUCAGCACCAUCAAGAUCUACUCGUGGCCAAUCACCAGCCAGACCCAGACCAUCAAAGCCAUCAAAACAGAAAGAAAAACCCACAUCUCCCCCAAGACGAAGAAGAUCAGCUUCCCCGUCCCCAAGACGUGCCCGUUCUCAAAAUCGAUCACCUCCACAAAAACAGCGAAUUCAAUCACCGAUGAACAAGAAACGCCACGUGACUUUUGCAAGAUCGCAGCCCACCAGAUACAGUAA
This is a messenger RNA of Puccinia graminis f. sp. tritici CRL 75-36-700-3, 744 nucleotides long. RefSeq lists its product as uncharacterized. The record is from RefSeq and is a predicted model, not a curated record. Bases 1 to 744 code for a protein of 247 amino acids. Lineage: Eukaryota; Fungi; Basidiomycota; Pucciniomycetes; Pucciniales; Pucciniaceae. The transcript is spliced from 2 exons.